Messenger RNA from Panicum virgatum (switchgrass), 1249 nucleotides. RefSeq names its product DNA repair protein RAD51 homolog 4-like. Gene Ontology annotation, biological process: double-strand break repair via homologous recombination; reciprocal meiotic recombination; DNA strand invasion. The coding region runs from base 105 to 1016 and encodes 303 amino acids. Gene Ontology annotation, cellular component: centrosome; replication fork; Rad51B-Rad51C-Rad51D-XRCC2 complex. The record is from RefSeq and is a predicted model, not a curated record. The transcript has 9 exons. Lineage: Eukaryota; Viridiplantae; Streptophyta; Magnoliopsida; Poales; Poaceae. Gene Ontology annotation, molecular function: ATP binding; four-way junction DNA binding; ATP-dependent DNA damage sensor activity.
AUGAAAUCGUGGCCCACGCUAGGGCAAACCUAAUUGCGACCGAUCUGCGGUCGACACCGGCAAGCGGCAAGGCAGCAACUGCCCGGCAGGCGGCGGCGGCGGCGAUGUCGGCGACUCGUGGCAGAAGCGGAGAAGGAGCCACCACAUCCGGCUGCGGCCUCAAGCGCCGCAACGCACCACAAGAUCACGAGGAUAGUGAGAUGAUGAAUCAAGAUCAGCUUUCCACCGAAGAUUGGUGUGGGCGAUUUUGGAAUGGGAUGGAAUUGCUCAAGGACGUCAACGAAAAAAAGCAUUUCCUCCCUACUGGACUUGAAGGCAUUGACACACUUCUUGGAGGUGGUCUGCGCCAAGGUCAGCUAACAGAGAUUACUGGACCGUCAUCUUCUGGUAAAACACAGGUCUGUCUACAUUCUGCUUCAAAUAUUGCAGCCAAGCAGAUGGGGUUGGUUAUGUACUUGGAUACUAGUAACUCCUUCUCUCCUAGUCGCAUUGCUACUAUAAUUUAUGGAAUCUCUGACCUAUUUGGUCAAAGAGGUUUUGAAUUGCAGACAAAGGAUGCAAGGCUCAAGAGUGUCAUGAAAAGCAUCAUCUGUGAGUCUGUGUUUGAUAUAUUUGCUUUGUUUGAAGUACUACAUCAACUUGAAGUAUCUCUGCUAAAUUGCAAGGUAAACAAUGGUGGUAGCAAAGUUUGUUUGCUUAUCAUUGACUCAAUAUCAUCCUUACUUGCUCCCAUCAUUGGAGGCAAGUAUCCACAAGGGCGGUCAAUGAUGAUAUCAGUGGCAAUGAUUCUAAAGAAGUUAGCAGAUGAGCAUAACCUGUCUGUUCUGGUAACCAAUCAUAUGGUUUCUGCUGGCAAUGGAGCUGUUAAGCCUGCUCUGGGAGAGAGCUGGAAAGCUGUUCCACAUGUCCGCCUGAUGAUAUCCCGUGAAUGUGAGAAUAAUAUCUGCACAGCAACUGUGCUGAAGCACACACUACUGGCUUCUGGCCGUACUGCAAAAUUUGUGGCACCCAGCUGACCCUCCUGAGAUGAGGAUCAUUAGCCGAAUGUUUGGUGGUUCCAGUCCCCAUCAUCCGUAGUGAGCGCCUCCCUUUUGGGCUUCACAUGGUGUUCGUAUGUCCUGUGAAGUUGAGCAGCUUGUGCAUAUAUAUGUACUUGGUUGUUGGAGUAGACUUUGUAUUUCCUUUUUCUUUUUUGCAACAAAUUGUAAAUGUAUCGAUAUUUCCUUUUUUGCCACAAAUUGUAAAGCUA